UGGUUUUGCCCAAGUUGACGGAAAUUAUCCGACGUGGCAACAUACGCUUCCUCUAGUAUUGGAUUUAAAGCGGGAAAGACACAUUCGGUGAAGGACUAACUUGGAAAGCUCACAACUACUGGCAAAACACCUCUGUACUGCUUUUUCAUUCAUAUUUUGUAGUUCUUCAAAAAAAAUGUGUGUGGAUAAUUCUUCGUUUUUAUUCAACGUGAGUUGAGCUGAGCAGCCGACCGCCGAAGCUGUCUCUCCAACGAGACAGUGACUCACACCGUCAGACUGUAUUCAAAGUUAGUUAAAUUCACUGGGACAACAAACUUCCUGUGGCAUGUUGACUCGACAGGGAAGUGAAACAAAAACGUUUAUUUUUCUCAAUGAAAGAAAAUAAGAUGAAGCCAAAGCGCAUCCAGAAGCACACAGGAUCCCUUUUACAAGGAAGAGUCCUUAGUACUGGAGGGGAAAAGGCAAAGCUUAGCCAAGUCAAACCUUUUGCUGGAAAAGUGUUUUACCUUGAUCUGCCAACAAACAGAACAGCAGAGAAAUUAGAAGGAGACAUCAAGGAACUCGGAGGGAUGGUGGAGAAGUUCUUCAGUAAAGAAAUCAAAUAUCUGGUAUCUAACAAAAGGGAGGCGAGAUAUGUGCAUUGCCUCAGACAGGACACUCCAGUCCCCAGCCCGGACUCUGGACCGAGUUCACCUCACCCUCAUUCAAACAUGCACCGGCCUGACAGCCAUGGGGACAUAAUCAAAAGCAAGUCUCAGGGCCAAACGGAAGCUCUUGUUACAAGUCGGGGCAAGUCUUUGGUGGAGAAAGUGGUGAAAGAGCAGGAGAGGGUGAAAAUGAACAAGAUCCUGUCAAAUGCUUUGGAGUGGGGUGUGAAAAUCCUUUAUUUAGACGAUAUAUUGGCGUAUGUUCAUAAGAAAAUCAAGACCCCUGGUAUCCACCAUCCUGCUACCACUGCUGUUAAAACAAGUACCAAAGCUAAGUCGGCAGCAAAACCCAGCUCACAGAAAGUCAGAGGAGGGCGGAUCAAUAAACCGUUCAUCAAGGUUGAGGACUCCAGCAGACACUACCGUCCAAUCUACCUCACAAUGCCAAAUGUGCCUGAGUUCUCCCUGAAGACUCUUCCUCCCUGUAGUCCCUUCUGUGUGGAGGACAAGGACCCUCCUGUGAACAAACAGCAAGGACACAGUGAAGAGAGAGUGCAAGCCCGAAAGAAGAACAGAGACAAGAAGCGAGGCGGCUACUGCGAGUGCUGUUUGAUGAAAUACGAGAACCUCACAACGCAUCUACAAAGUGAGCGCCACAAAGCUUUCUCAAGGAGUGACCAGUAUUCAGUUGUGGACAGACUGGUUUCAACCUUUCCCUGCAACUUAAUUCACUUAAGAACUCAAGUGAAAAGGCCAAAGUGCAGUGUCUCCUCUGUACUGGUUGCUCCUCGAACAUAUGGGAGAACUGAGCGGAGGCAUCAGGGAGGACUGGAUACUGCAGAGACUAUUAAGGAUGAGCAGCAUCUGAAUGUUGAUGAAAGAAAGGGAUAUAAUUUAGGACACACUUCGAAACUUGGAACAGUCCCUCCUCUGAUAUGCAGAGAGAGGGACAGGAGGAGUUAUUACUCUCCUGCAGACAAAUCAAAGCACAAACCCCUUGGACGUAAACAGCUGUGCAGACAGAACUCAUUGACUUCUUGUGUUGAAAAAGCGGGGCAGGUUCAGAUUUCUCUGUCUGAUAUGGAAACGGCUCCUCCUAGAGGUGAAACCCUUGCAUCUACUCCCUCUGGAGUUCAUCAGUCUGACCUAAUGCACAGAAUAAUAAGUCAAGACAUGAAGGAUUCACCCUCAGAGCUCAACGUUACUCAUGGAGAGGACAAAGCUUCCUCAAAAAGCCCUCAUGUAAAAACAAAUCAACAAAAGGAGGCUGAGGAGAAGCAGGACUCCUCUGUGUGUUGUGCUGUUCCAAUCAAAGUAAACGAGGACAACUCGGCAAAAGAAGAAACAAACCCUCCCGCGCCAAACUCUCCUCCAGUUCGAAAAGUUCUAAGGAAGGUUAAAGUUUACAAACGCAAAAGGCGGAAAGUGGACACUCCCACUGAACAUGAGAAGCCACGUGACAGUCCCGAAGGCUCCCUGCGGAAACUCUGGGAACUUUUUGAAUCCAGUGACGACAUGGACGUGGAGUUUCAGGGGUUCUAGGACUAGAAAGGGGAAAACAAACAAAAGGAAUUGACUGAACUACUGUUGCAUUUUCUUUUACAAGAACCAUACUGCUUUCUCAGCCAUGGGCUCUUCAUUGUACAAGAUCAUUUUUUUCUUUAGACACAAGACAUGAUAUUGUGCUCUUUAAGGUAUUAACAUCUUAAUUAUAUCUAACUGAAAGACUUUUUAGAACAUUGUCCUCCAUUAAAGCUCACGGUUUCUGCACCAGUCUGAAUACUGGCAGCUCAGUCAGUGGCAUCAUAAGGGAACCAAGCAGCCGUGGUCAUGAUGUUUUACUGUCAUCUGAAAAAGGGAGCUUAAUCUUCCUGACAUGGAAACCUUAUUGUAUAUGCACAUGAAAUACAUAUCGUGGUUGAAUAUGUAUGCUAAUGUGAAAGACCUGCAGGUUUGAUGUUUGGUACUUGACAUUAUAUAUGACAUUUUAGGAUUCCUCCUAAGUGCACUUUUCAUUACCUGCCUUUUGUGCUUUUUCUGAUGCAUUAGCUCAGCUUCUCCCGUGUCUCCCUGUAUUUAGUGCAUUAGCACGCUGCCCUUGUUUCCCUCGUAGCUCUCAAAUGGAUGUACUGGGUCAAAUGGAGUCUUUGUGUCAGUGGCAUUAAGAAAAAAAAUCCAAGCAACAAAGUGUUCCAUGCACAAGAACAAGAGUACUACAAAUAAAAGGAUGAGGCAAAGCAGAAUGCAGACAUUAUUGUAUUUUUUUUUGCUCCUCUUAUAAAUAUUUCCUGACACCA
Molecule: messenger RNA, 2944 nt
Organism: Notolabrus celidotus (New Zealand spotty)
Lineage: Eukaryota; Metazoa; Chordata; Actinopteri; Labriformes; Labridae
Gene: dbf4
Product: DBF4 zinc finger
Exons: 13
Coding region: 372-2189 (605 amino acids)
Biological process (GO): positive regulation of nuclear cell cycle DNA replication; regulation of cell cycle phase transition
Cellular component (GO): nucleus; Dbf4-dependent protein kinase complex
Molecular function (GO): zinc ion binding; protein serine/threonine kinase activator activity; nucleic acid binding
Source: RefSeq, a predicted model, not a curated record